Messenger RNA from Pichia kudriavzevii, 4671 nucleotides. RefSeq lists its product as uncharacterized. Gene Ontology annotation, cellular component: membrane. The transcript has a single exon. The coding region runs from base 1 to 4671 and encodes 1556 amino acids. Gene Ontology annotation, biological process: transmembrane transport. Lineage: Eukaryota; Fungi; Ascomycota; Pichiomycetes; Pichiales; Pichiaceae. The record is from RefSeq and is a predicted model, not a curated record. Gene Ontology annotation, molecular function: bilirubin transmembrane transporter activity; ATP hydrolysis activity; ABC-type transporter activity.
AUGAACUCCACUGUAUUGUGGGGCUGUGAUAUCUCAUCACCAUUGGUAUCUUCAGAUUCGAACGCUUUGUCGCCCUGCUUUAUUGCGUUUAUUCAGUUUGUUCUUAGUUCAAGCAUUGUGAUAUCGGGCUCUGUUCAGUUACUCAAAUAUUCAAAGAAGUCCACUUAUGGCAGAAUAGGGGUACUCACCCCGCAUCAGAAACUAAAGGUUACGUUGGUUGGAUUGCUUUUUAUCUUGGUGUCCAUAUUAUUCUCUAAAUGCCUUACCAAUAGUGUCUUGCUAUAUCGGGUUUCCUAUUUUACCUCCCUGUUUAAUUUGAUUAUCGUGAUUUUUCCGUUGCAUAUUUUGGAAGUGUCGAAAAGCCAUAUCCCUACAGCCACGUUGCUAUUCUAUUGGCCAUCACAAUUCUUGAUUUUUUUAGCUAUCAAUGUUCAACAAGUAUUGUCAAAACAUCAUCAAAUUUUCCCCAGAUUGUCCACUUCCGAGAGAGUAAUCUUUGUUUCUCUUCCACUUAUUUCAGGACUCAUUUUCAUUUUGGAAUACCUGCAUUAUAAGCCAAAUAAAGAAUUUUACAGCUCGACAGAUGCUGAAAAGGUCUUCCUUUCAGAACCUGAUGUCUUCUCUAAGCUGUCUUUUUCCUGGAUGAAUAAACUUCUGCAGUUGGCCUACGACCAAGGGGGGUUAGAACAACAAGAUUUGCCACCUCCACCAAGGAUUGUUUCCACCGAAUACAAUGCACCUAGAUUAUUAUCCAACUGGAACAAGGAGUUACACAAGGAAAAUCCUUCUUUGAUGCUAGCUUUGAUGAAAACAUUCGGUUUGGGUGUGCUAGGUGCACUGACGUUUGAUAUGGCGGAAUCCAUCGUUUCCUUUAUUCAACCUUUACUAUUGAGAAAACUCAUCCAGUUUUUCAAAACUGAAGACGAAAAUCCUUUGAUUAUUAAAGGAUUGACUAUUUCUAUAUUGAUGUUCCUUACGAACCUUGCAAGUACUGCCUUCUACAACCAAUACAUGAUAAUGACAGUUGAAGUUUCACAAGGUUGUAAAGCUGCAUUGAUGAACAUAAUUUACAAUAAGGCAAUGCGAUUAGCUUUCAACGAAAGGAAUAGCAGGUCUACAGGUGAUAUCAUCAACCACGUCUCUGUGGAUGUCUCGAGAAUCGAAUCAUUGGCUUCAUAUGUACAAACCAUGGUUAGUGCACCCACAAGGCUAGUUUUAUGUUUGUGGUCUCUAUAUUGGUUACUGGGAAAAUCUACAUUUAUAGGAAUCAUAACUAUGGCGAUUAUGAUCCCUUUAAACACGUUUCUUGUCAAAUCUUUAAGAUCCUUUCAUAAGGAGCAAAUGAAACUCAAAGAUAAGAGAACUAGUUUUGUUGCGGAGAUAUUGCAGAAUGUUAAAUCCAUUAAGUUAUAUGCAUGGGAGGAACCAAUGUUGGAGAAAUUGAAGAUCUUGAGAGACGAUAAAGAGUUGAGUAAUUUAAACAAAAUUGGUAUUCUGUCUGCGGGAAUAAACUUUGCUUGGACCUGUGUUCCAUUCUUUGUGUCAUGCUCCACCUUUGCAAUGUUUGCUUACAUCUCCGAUAUCCCAUUGUCUCCAGAGAUUGUUUUCCCUGCUUUGUCACUAUUUGAUUUAUUGUCCGAUCCUAUAUUUGCUAUUCCUUCAUUAAUCACUGCUCUCAUUGAAUGCAAUGUCUCUUUGACAAGAAUUGUGUCCUUCCUAAGAGCAGAUGAAAUGGAUACUGAUCUAGUGACCAAAUUACCAACCGUCAGCACUGUUGGUAAACAGACGGUGUUUAUUGAUAAUGCAACGUUUCUAUGGAACAAACCCCCACAGCAGAGAUAUAAAGAUAACGAUAACUGCGAAGACGAGGAGGAAUCUAUUGAAGGUACUAAAGCUCCCGCCUUGAGAAACAUAAAUUUCCAAGCUAAAAAAGGAGACUUGAUCUGUGUGCUAGGAAAAGUUGGAUCAGGUAAAUCUACUCUUUUGAGAUGUAUUUUGGGUGAAUUAUAUAUGGUUCCAUCACACCGUGACGUGAAGCCGACUAUUGAGUUUGCAGGCUCUGUUGCUUAUUGCUCUCAGGUUCCAUGGAUUCUUAAUGCAACAUUCAAGCAGAACAUUAUAUUUGGGCAUAAAUAUGACGAAGAUUUCUAUAAUAAAACUAUAAGUGUUUGCCAGUUACUACCCGAUUUAGAAAUUCUACCAGAUGGCCAUGAAACAUUAGUUGGUGAGAAAGGUAUCAGUUUAUCAGGUGGUCAAAAAGCUAGACUCUCACUUGCUCGUGCAAUAUAUGCCAGAGCUGAUGUUUACCUUUUGGAUGAUGUUCUGAGUGCGGUUGAUGCCCAUGUUGGACAGAAAUUGAUUGACUGUGUAUUAGGUAAGAAUGGUAUUCUAAGAUCAAAAACUAGAAUACUCUGUACUAACUCAAUCAAAGUGUUGGAUCAAGCGGAUGACAUAUAUCUAAUAAAAGACAACACUUUGGUUCAGUCAGGAUCAAUUGACAAAAUCUUGAAUGACAAAUCUAGCGAGAUUUACAAAUUAAUUCAAGAUUAUGGAUUCAAUGAAGAAUCGAAUGUUGAAAAGGGGGACUAUAAAUCAAGUUCCGAAUCUCCGACAUUAGAUGACCCUCAGCUGACAACAGAUGUAUUAGAGGAGGGUGAAUACGAAGGUGUUGGACCUCUUGGCGUUAACUUCGACGAAAAUACCGGUGAAGAACUAAUUCGAUUUGAGAAUAAAACAUCUGGUAAUCUAGAGGAGGCAGAGAUUUCGACCCUAAAAGCCGCUAGCGUGGCGUCUUACAAAGUUGUUAUUGAUGAUAUUGAAAGAAGGAUGAACCAAACUGAGGAGAAAAAGGAAAAAGGUCAUGUGAAGUGGUCGAUUUUUAAAGAGUAUGCCAAUGCCUGUUCUUAUUCAGGUAUCAUAAUAACUUUGUCAUUUGUGGUUAUCACUGUUGGUUUGUCAAUAUGCAGUAACUACUGGCUAAUGCAUUGGUCUGAAGAUAAUAUUAAGAACGGUUCCAACAAGAACGUUUUCAAGUAUGUUGGCAUUUACGCAUUAUUGGGUAUUGGAUCAGGAUUUUUCACAUUGAUUAGAGCAAUGUGCAUGUGGACACUAUGUUCAAUUAGGGCAUCUAAAAAGCUACAUUCGGAUAUGGCUAAAUCGGUCUUGAAUUCGCCAUUACAAUUUUUUGAAACCACACCACUAGGUAGAAUAUUGAACAGAUUCAGUCAGGAUAUGAGAAAAAUAGAUAGUGCAUUACCAAGAGUUUUUUCAGCGUUGUUCAGUUCGAUAGUUAAAACUAUAUUCACAUUAAUCAUUAUUGGAUACAACAUGCCAUUCUUCGUUGUCAUUAUCAUAUUCCUUUCGUUUAUUUACAGCUACUAUCAAAAGUACUACAUUAAUACUAUUAGAGAUUUGAAAAGAAUUAUGAGUAUCUCAAAGAGUCCGAUUCUUGCGCUUAUCCAAGAAAGUUUAAACGGGUGUGAUACAAUUAGAGCAUAUCGACAAAUUUCCAGAUUUUCAUUUAUAAAUUCGGCUAACAUAGACAAUAACCAAGUUUCGUCUUAUUGUUAUAAGUCAACUAACAGAUGGUUGUCCACGAGGCUACAAUUUAUUGGAUCAUUGAUCACACUAAGUACCUCAUUUUUGGCACUUAGUACACUUUAUUCUAACCACAGAAUGAGCUCUGGUCUAAUUGGGUUGAUUAUGAGUUAUGCGAUCAGGGUGACAUCCUCGUUGAGCUUUAUUGUUAGAAGAUCAGUUGAGAUUGAGAGUGAUGUUAUCUGUUGUGAACGUAUAUUUGAAUACUGCAAGUUAAAACCAGAGUGCGACGAAGAUAAAUAUAAAGAUAAAUUGAUUAUACCACCAAAUGACUGGCCAAGGGAGGGUACAAUUGAAUUCAACGACUUCUCUACAAAAUAUAGGGAGAACUUAGAUCCGGUUCUAAAGAAAAUCAGCUUCUCUAUUUUGAACAGAGAGAAAAUAGGUAUUGUUGGCAGGACCGGUGCAGGAAAAUCUUCGUUAGUAUUGUCGAUUUUCCGACUUAUCGAGCCAAUCAGUGGCAAUAUCACUAUUGAUGGAAUCAACACAAGCUAUCUUAGAUUGCACGAUUUGCGUAAGAAGCUUUCAAUCAUACCGCAAGAUGCACAAUGCAUCGAAGGUACAGUUAGGUACAAUUUGGAUCCACUUGGUGAAUACGAUGACACACAAAUUUGGGAAGCCUUACGUAUGUCAAGAUUAGAGGAGCACAUACACAAGAUGUCUAGCGAUCAAAAUAAAAUGAAAGAUCCAUUGGACUGUUUGAUUACUGAGAGUGGAGGUAAUUUAUCCGUUGGACAGCGUCAAUUGGUAUGUCUCGCACGAGUUCUACUCAAGACCCAAAAGGGGUCUCACUCGAAGGAGUGUCCUUCCAAGAUCUUGAUCUUGGAUGAGGCUACUAGUAGUAUUGACACAGAAACAGAUAAUGUUAUCCAGCAAACAAUCAGAACCAGAUGUGACCACCUGACAAUUCUUACUAUUGCACAUCGUCUCAACACAAUUAUGGACAGUGACCGUAUUUUAGUAUUAGACAAUGGUGAGAUAGCUGAAUUUGCCAGCCCAAAUGAGUUACUUUCGAACCCACAGUCUCAAUUCUACAACAUGUGUGUAGACGGUGGGUAUAUUAAUGAUGCUUGA